This is a messenger RNA of Talpa occidentalis (Iberian mole), 3199 nucleotides long. It is a transcript of the gene RANBP3, whose product is annotated as RAN binding protein 3. The record is from RefSeq and is a predicted model, not a curated record. Gene Ontology annotation, molecular function: GTPase activator activity. The transcript has 18 exons. Gene Ontology annotation, cellular component: nuclear pore; cytoplasm. Gene Ontology annotation, biological process: protein export from nucleus. Bases 97 to 1872 code for a protein of 591 amino acids. Lineage: Eukaryota; Metazoa; Chordata; Mammalia; Eulipotyphla; Talpidae.
UCGGCUUGGGAAGUACGCACGCGCGGGGAGUUUCUGGCAGAAAGCAGGCGAGCCCGGGCCGGCGCGGAGCCUUGUGGGAGGGCUUAAGGAAGUAAAAUGGCGGACCUGGCGAACGAAGAAAAGCCUGCCAUUGCUCCGCCUGUCUUUGUGUUUCAGAAGGAGAAAGGACAAAAGUCCUCUGCAGAGCAAAAAGACUUGUCUACGGGAGAGGAGCCUCUGGGGGAGGCUGAGGCCCCCCACCAUGGCACGGGUCACCCCGAGUCAGCUGGUGAGCAUGCCCUAGAGUCUCCUGCCCCUGCUAGCGCUUCAGCCAGCACUUCUUCGCUUCCCGCUCCUGAAGCCCAGCUUCUUCCUUUUCCUCGAGAACUGGCAGGGAGAUCAGCAGGAGGCUCCAGCCCUGAAGGUGGAGAAGAUUCUGACCGAGAAGAUGGAAAUUACUGCCCUCCUGUCAAGCGAGAAAGGACGUCCUCUUUAACCCAAUUCCCACCUUCACAGUCAGUAUCAAAAAACAAUGUUUUUAUGCCAUCAAGCUUCUGCGAACCAUCUGCAGGCAAUUCUGACUCAGAACCAGAGGAAAAGAGCAGUGGGUUCCGGUUGAAGCCGCCAACACUGAUCCAUGGCCAGGCACCCAGCGCAGGUCUGCCGAGCCAGAAGCCCAAGGAACAGCAGCGGAGCGUGCUUCGCCCGGCAGUGUUACAAGCCCCUCAGCCAAAGGCACUCUCCCAGACCGUCCCAAGCAGCGGCACCAACGGGGUCACUAUCCCAGCAGACUGCACGGGGGCCGCAACGUCGACAUCACCAGACAACUCCACACGUACAAGUCCCUCUGCUGAGGCCCAAGCCCUCGAGGAGAAGGAAUCCCAGAAAAAUGAAUCUAGCAAUACUUCUGAGGAGGAAAACUGUGAGAAAAAAGAGCAAGUCGCACAGCAAGCAUUUGUGUUUGGGCAGAACUUGAGGGACAGAGUCAAGUUGAUAAACGAGAACACUGAAGUAGCUGACAUGGAGAAUGCUGGACACCCCAGUUCAGAAGCACCAACCGCAACCAACUAUUUCCUUCAGUAUAUCAGCUCCAGUUUAGAGAACUCGACCAAUAGUGCUGAUCCCUCCAGCAACAAAUUUGUAUUUGGCCAGAAUAUGAGCGAGCGUGUGUUGAGCCCACCAAAAUUAAAUGAGGUCAGUUCAGAUGCCAGCAGGGAAAAUGCAGCUGCUGAGUCUGGGUCAGAAUCCUCGUCCCAAGAGGCCACCCCUGAGAAAGCUAAUAACAUUUCAGAGUCCCUGGUCGAAUCGGCAGCCGCUUAUACCAAGGCAACAGCACGGAAGUGUUUGUUGGAAAAAGUGGAAGUCAUCACCGGGGAAGAGGCCGAGAGCAACGUUUUACAGAUCCAGUGUAAGCUGUUUGUAUUUGACAAGACUUCGCAAUCCUGGGUGGAGAGAGGACGGGGGCUGCUCAGACUCAACGACAUGGCUUCAGCCGAUGAUGGCACGUUACAGUCCCGACUAGUGAUGCGAACCCAGGGCAGCUUACGGCUGAUCCUCAACACCAAGCUCUGGGCCCAGAUGCAGAUCGACAAGGCCAGUGAGAAGAGCAUCCGCAUCACAGCCAUGGACACCGAGGACCAGGGUGUAAAGGUCUUCCUCAUCUCGGCCAGCUCCAAGGACACCGGGCAGCUGUACGCAGCCCUGCACCACCGCAUCCUGGCAUUGCGCAGCCGUGUGGAACAGGAGCAGGAGGCCAAGACACCAGCCCCCGAGCCCGGGACAGCUCCUUCCAACGAGGAGGAUGACAGUGACGAUGACGACGUCCUGGCUCCAUCGGGAGCCACUGGAGGCACCGGCGACGAAGGGGAUGGGCAGACAGCCGGGAGCACAUAGCGCCGGGAGCCGCUGCCCACGAGCCUGCUGCUUUGUCCGUCUGUCCGCCCGCCCACCUGCCUUGCCCCUCUGCAGCAUCGAGGUGCGGCGCUCGGGAACCACACUCCCCGUUGGGUUGGCCACAGUUCGGAUCCGCACGGCCCGUUCAGAAGCAGACUCGGGAACUGCCUGAAUGUGGUUUGGGACACGAGACCUCAUCAUAUUGAUGAGCAAAAAAAAAAGAACAUUUUUUUCCCUCCCCUCCUUUGAAUUGAAAUGGCACAUUAAGACUUGUCACGGCUUCUCACUGGGACACCUGGUUUCUUCCUCCCUUCCUCGUGUCGCCGGCCUCUCCCCGCCGCCGCCCACACCCCUGCCCUGUGGGUUCCUGCUGCCUGCCCAGGCCCCCGGCCAGUCCUCACAGGUGUGGACACUGGGCUGCUAGGUGUGUGUUUACUGCUCUCUUUAUCUCCUGCUCCCACAUUCUGAUUUGGGGCUCUUUUUUUAGAUCUUUCCCCCCCGGGGCUUCACGUUUGGUUCCUUAGAUUAAGACGUCAUGCGUCAAGCAUUUGCAACUCCAUCGUGGGCCUUGUCCUCCAUCUUGCUGUGGUCCUGGCCUCUGUCCAGGCCUUUUGAUUGGGUGGGGGUGCUCAGUGAGCUGCUCAAGGUGAGGAAGUGGGCAGACCCCCACUUGUUCCUCAUCUCAGGGGCCCCAGCCUAUCUAGAAAAGGGCCCAGUGAACCUGUGAGGAGGGGUCUUGCCCAUUCUGUCACUGUCACACCCAGGCUUCUUCCUGCUGUCAGCCACUCCUGCGCCAUCCUGGAUGUCAUUGUCCCCAACACCAUCUGGGGCGGGGGGCUUCUAUCAGAGGCAGGGAGUACCCUAGCCUGGCCUUUGGGGAAAGGGCAGCGGUUGGGUUCCAGACAACAGACUGUCCACACGCUCACAGCACACACAGCAAGUGUUGUGCCCACCCUCACCUUGGCCAUGGCUGAGACCACUGGACACCACCUGCCUGCAGAGGCCCACAGGGAAGGGUCCUGUGCACAGGGCACCAUGGGAUUUCAGGGGAAGCCGCCAGGCCACACCCUCAGAGUGGGGAGAAGCCUGGUCUCUGCAGCUGUGCCGCCUCCACCUCAGGUUGGAGCGUGCAGCCUGAGCCGUGGGAAGACACCAAAGGCCCUCCCAAGAGAUCCGGCCACACUUUUCUGCUUUAAGCCUUAGCCAACUAGUGACAAGUAAAACCAGAUAAUGCCCAUGUGUUUUGGAACAUUUAUGUAAGAUUGUCAUAUGAAAUGUAUUUGGGAACUACAUUAAAACUUUUAACUAAAAUGUUGGCCUCCUGCAU